Messenger RNA from Ochotona princeps (American pika), 1842 nucleotides. It is a transcript of the gene ALG12, whose product is annotated as ALG12 alpha-1,6-mannosyltransferase. NCBI's taxonomy places the organism in Eukaryota, Metazoa, Chordata, Mammalia, Lagomorpha, Ochotonidae. Bases 235 to 1704 code for a protein of 489 amino acids. The transcript is spliced from 10 exons. Gene Ontology annotation, molecular function: alpha-1,6-mannosyltransferase activity. The record is from RefSeq and is a predicted model, not a curated record. Gene Ontology annotation, biological process: protein N-linked glycosylation. Gene Ontology annotation, cellular component: endoplasmic reticulum membrane.
CUCACGGGUGAGGGCAGGGACACUGGCGGGCAGCAAGGAGAACACAUUCUGGGGCUGUCUGCAUCCUGGCCUUUCCGAGGGCCUGUUUGUCCCUGGACCCAGCCCUGGCACGCCUGUAGGCAUUCCUGUUCCUUCUACGCCCAGGUCUUUGCUGUCUCCGUCCCCACUGGGUGACUCUCAGGCUGCACGCGGCUGUAGCGCACUCUGCAGAGCGCCUGGCAUCACCAGCCCCACAUGGCUGGGAGGAGGUCGUCAGGCAGGCAGCCGCUGCUGCUGGGGCUGCUCCUGUCUGUGGCCGCUGUCCACCUGCUCGUCUGUCCCUACACCAAGGUGGAGGAGAGCUUCAACUUACAGGCUGCACACGACCUGCUGUUCCACCGGCUGGCUGUGGACAAGUUUGACCACCUCGAGUUCCCGGGGGUUGUGCCCAGGACCUUCUUGGGGCCACUGCUGCUGGCAGCGCUGGCCAGCCCUGUGGUCUGGGUGCUGUCCCUGUUGGAGGCGUCCAAGUUCUACUCCCAGCUCGUAGUUAGAGGAGUGCUUGGACUUGGCGUGAUCGCGGGCCUCUGGUUGCUGCAGAAGGAAGUGAGGCGGCAGUUCGGGGCUGUGGUGGCCACCAUGUUCUGCUGGGUGACGGCCUCUCAGUUCCACCUGAUGUUCUACUGCACACGGACGCUGCCCAACGUGCUGGCCCUGGCUGUGGUCCUGCCAGCCCUCACUGCCUGGCUGCAGCAUAGGUGGGCCCGUUUCAUCUGGCUCUCGGCCUUCGCCAUCAUCGUCUUCAGGGCGGAGCUGUGCCUGUUCCUGGGCCUCCUGCUGCUGCUGGCCCUGCGCACUAGGAAGCUGUCUGUGGCCAGACUGCUCCAGCACGCGGUCCCCGCCGGCUGCCUCUGCUUAGGACUCACGGUUGCCGUGGACUCCUAUUUCUGGCAACACUGGGUCUGGCCGGAGGGCGAGGUGCUCUGGUACAACACCGUCCUGAACAAAAGUUCCAACUGGGGAACUGCCCCGUUCCUGUGGUACUUCUACUCCGCCUUGCCCCGCGGCCUGGGCUGCAGCCUGCUGCUCGUGCCGCUGGGCAUGGUGGACAGGAGGGCCCGGCUGCUGGCUCUGCCCAGCCUGGGCUUCGUGGCGCUGUACUCACUGCUGCCACACAAGGAGCUGCGCUUCAUCCUCUACACCUUCCCCGUGCUCAACAUCGUGGCCGCCAGAGGCUGCGUCCAUCUGCUCAACAAUUACAGGAAGUCUUGGCUGUACAAGGCAGGGUCCCUGCUUGUGAUCGGACACCUCGUGCUCAACGCCACAUACACAGCCACGUCCCUCCACGUUUCCCACUUCAACUAUCCUGGUGGGGUCGCGAUGCAGCGGCUGCAUGAGCUGGUGCCCCCCAGGACAGGUGUCCGUCUGCACAUCAGUGUGGCUGCCGCCCAGACGGGUGUCUCGCGGUUCCUACAGGUCAACAGCGCCUGGAGCUACGACAAGAGGGAAGAUGUGUGGCCAGGGGAGAUGGGCAUGCUGACCUACACCCACCUGCUCAUGGAGGCCGUCCCCGAGCACCUGGCCCUCUACAGAGACACACACCGCAUCCUGGAGCACAUCCUGGGUACCACAGGUGUGAGCCUGAACCUGACCAAGCUGCCCCCUCUGGAUGUGAACCUGCAGCCAAAGCUGGUGCUUCUGGAGCGGCUGCCCAGGCCGUCCUGAGGGGGCACAGGGUACCUGUGCCACAACCAGAACACAGAGCCAUGUGCCCAGCUCUGGCAUCUGCCCGUCACUGCAGGGCUGGGGUCUGUGUACACAGCUGUGUGGCCAGGGCAGAGGACCGGGUCACUCACCAUCUGU